GGGCGCGCGCACCUGCGCGAGGCGCUGCUGCGGCACGAGGAGACGCAGCGGCUGCAGCGCAUGAGUCGCGAGCUCAAGGGCAAGGCCGCCCUGGCCGCCGUGCUGCGCGCCGCCCACCAGCGCGCCCUCGAGGCCUACACGGCGGCCGAGCGCGAGGACGACUUCCGGGAGGUGCUCGACCCGCCGCGCGUCCAGCCGUCCACCAAGUUCCAGCUGUCGCUGACGCCGCCGGACUUCGGCGCGCACCGCGUGGAGGACCUGUUCCGCGCGCUGGGCCCCGUCGCCAUAUUCUCGGCCAAACACCACUGGACGGCGCCACGCAGCGUGCAGCUGCAGCGGGCGGGCGCCGACGGCUUCGGCUUCAGCGUUCGCGGCGACGCGCCCGUCAUUGUCGCCGGCGUCGACCAGGACAGCCUCGCCGACUAUGGAGGCAUGAAAGAAGGAGACUUCAUUGUGGCCAUUGGUGACCGAGAUGUGAAAUGGGCAUCACAUGAAGAAGUAGUGAACUUAAUCAAAGAGGCUGGGGACUCAUUGAGUCUCAAACUUGUCACCCCAAUGGAUCGUAAUUAUCUGAAACAGCCGAAGGGUGGGCCCAAAGGAUCCGUCUCCAACAGCAGUUCCAGUUCUGGAGUGUCCAGUGGGCAGCCCAGUCCAGCAGGCACUGUAGCAGGACUGCCUCCUCAUAAGAAACUCACCUGGAACCCUUUCAAGAGGGCAGGGGGACCGAGAGACUCCACCAAGGAUCACAGCUUAGACACCAACGUUAUCCUAAGAUGAGAGUGUAUCUCAGUUGGACUAUUUUGUGAACAAUACAUCAGUGUGGGCAGGAACAAAAUACUUCGAGUGAAAACAGUUAUUUCUACUAUUCAUUUAAUGAUGCUUCUGUUAAAGUUUGGAAUAAGUAUGCAAUUAUUAUACAUGAAUUCUAUGGACAAAUAAUACUUUUAACUUGCUGGAGAGUGCUAAAUUUGGAACUCAUGAAUAUGUUGAAAGAAAAGUGUUAGAGGCAUGUUUCAUACUGAGUAUGAAACCUUUUCUUUAUAUUCAGUAUCUCCUCUUGUUGAAUAUUAUAGAUUUUGUGUUUGUAAUUUCAAUUUACUUAAUUUAGUAAGUAAUUACUUAUGUUUUUAAUUCUUAUUCUCAUAUUAAUUGGAGGAAAGAAUUCAUUUUAUAAAAGAAUUAUAUUUAAAAAUUAUUUUAUAAACAAUCUCCAUAAAUUGUUAGUCUGCUCAUGUUCUUCAAGUACUUUGGCAAAAUAAUUCCUCAUGGUGAGACAUCUGUUUCAAGUAGUUUUUUGUAUGCCCAUUGGAUCUGAAAGAAGUUUUCUCAGCCCAAAGUGGUAUUUAUCCACUUGCCCCCAUCUCCAUAACUGAGUGGAGAGCAAAAAGGAAGUACAGGACUGUAACAUGGUAAACGAUGUACUUACUUGAUACAGUAAUGUAAUAUUAUUGUGUAAAAAGUUUGUAUAAACAUGUAUUAUAGACUCUUAUAGCUGUAUUAUCUAUUAACAGUGUAAAAUUUCACAUAUACCAAAUGAGAAUCACAUAAUGUGAGUACAAAUGUAAAUACAGCUCUUUAUACUCAAAACCCAUAUAGCUGCUGCAGAGAAAACCUGUAUAUGUGUAUGAAGUAAAGAUAAUAUAUACAUGUAUCUCAUUUAUAC
This is a messenger RNA of Gryllus bimaculatus (two-spotted cricket), 1663 nucleotides long. The record is from the annotation of a GenBank genome assembly. Lineage: Eukaryota; Metazoa; Arthropoda; Insecta; Orthoptera; Gryllidae.